This is a messenger RNA of Camellia sinensis, 3534 nucleotides long. Lineage: Eukaryota; Viridiplantae; Streptophyta; Magnoliopsida; Ericales; Theaceae. The record is from RefSeq and is a predicted model, not a curated record.
AUGGCUGAUUUGGUUGGGGGUGCAUUUCUCUCAGCUACCAUUCAAGUGUUGUUUGAUCGGUUGGCCUCUCGCGAGGUCAUUAACUUCUUCCAUGGAAAAAACCAUGGUGAUAGAAUCCUCCUCCUUCUCAGGAAGCUCAAGCUAUUGUUGCUGGGACUUAGUGCUGUGCUUAAUGAUGCAGAGGACAAGCAAAUCACUAAUCCAGCGGUGAAAGAGUGGGUGGAAGAGCUUAAAGAUGUUGUCUACCAUGCGGAUGACUUAGUAGAUGAGAUUGCUACUGAAGCUCUGCGGUCCAAGUUAGAAGCUGACUUCCAAAGCUGCAUCAGCAUCAGCAUCGACCUAAGCCAGGUACUAAGUAUAAACCCCCUCACCUUGACAACUACUACUACUGCUAGUUUGUUUGAUGCGGGGAUAGAGUCCAGGAUAGAGGAGAUCAUCGAUAGAUUAGAAUAUUUUGCAAAAGAAAAAGAUGUUCUUGGUUUGAGAGAAGUUGUUGGACAUAAUAACUUGUUUCACAGAUCGCAAACUUCUUCUUUGGUCGAUGAAUCACGUGUUUAUGGAAGGGAUGUUGGCAAGGAGGAUAUAAUGAAGUUGUUGCUCCCCGUUGAUGAUGAGGCAAGUGGUAGUAGUAAUGAGAUAGAUGUGAUUCCAAUAGUGGGGAUGGGUGGGGUUGGCAAGACCACCCUUGCUCAACUUUUAUAUAAUGAUCACAGAGUGUGCAAUCACUUUGAAAUGAAAGCAUGGGUUUGUCUCUCUAAUGAAUUUGAUGUUUUAAGGGUUAACCAAGUAAUUCUUGAGGCAAUUACUCAACAAACUUGUGAUGCCAAGAACCUAGAUAUGAUUCAAGUCAAGCUGAAGGAGUUGGUGAGUGGGAAGAAAUUUCUUAUCGUCUUGGACGAUGUUUGGAACGAGAACUAUGAUCACUGGGACAGCUUGAGUUGUCCUUUUAGAUAUGGCGCACGUGGGAGUAGGAUUAUUGUUACAACGCGCAAUGAGAGAGUUGCAUCUGUCAUGCAAACCGUUCCUAUUCAUCGUUUGCAGGAAUUGCCAUUUGAAGAUUGCUGGAAAUUGUUUGCCAAACAUGCUUUUGAGAAGGGAGAUAUCAAUUCACAUCCAAAACUUGAAAAUAUUGGCAAAGAGAUCGUGAAAAAAUGCAAAGGUCUGCCUUCAACUACAAAAACAUUGGCAGGCCUUUUGCGCUCCAAACGAGAUGCUGAGGAUUGGAGCAAUAUAUUGAAAAGUGCUAUUUGGGAUUUGCCAAAGGAUAACAUUCUUCUGUCCUUAAGAUUGAGCUAUCAUUAUCUCCCUUCACAUUUAAAGAGAUGUUUUGCUUAUUGUUCCAUAUUUCCCAAAGGUUAUGAAUUUAAAAUGGAGGAAUUAGUUCUGUUAUGGAUAGCAGAAGGUUUUUUGAAGCCAAGAAGUAACACAACAAUGGAAGAAGUAGGUUAUGAAUGCUUCAAUGAAUUGUUGUCAAUGUCAUUAUUUCAACAAAGUGCCAGAGAAUCUUGUUUUGUCAUGCAUGAUCUUAUUAAUGAUUUAGCUCAAUCUGUGUCUGGAGAUUUCUGUUCAAGGUUAGAUGAUGACAAGCCACAUAUAAUUGUUGAAAAAGUACGCCAUUUCUCAUAUGCUAGAGGCAUAUUUGACAACUUUCAAAGAUUCCAGGCAAUCAAUGAGGCUAAGUUUUUAAGGACUUUCCUACCAAUACGACGCAGACAUUUUUACAACUGCUGGUUGACUAAAAUGGUUUUGGACGUUAUUUUGUCGAGACUAAUAUGCUUAAGGGUGUUGUCUUUGCCAUAUUAUGAGAUUUUUGAAUUGCCUCAUUCAAUUGGCAAUAUGAUACAUCUACGCUAUUUGGAUCUCUCUUGCACAAAAAUCCAACAAUUGCCAGAAUCUAUUUGUAACCUGUAUAAUUUACAAACAUUGCUGCUACGUAAUUGCUAUAAUCUUGCUACAUUGCCAAUAGAUAUUGGAAAAUUAAUUUUGUUGCGUCAUCUUGAUAUCAGUGGAACUUAUAAGUUACAGGAGAUGCCAAUGAAAAUGAGUCGAUUAAAAGAUCUCCAAACAUUAACUGCUUUUGUAGUGGGAAAUUGUAGCGGGUCAAGAAUUAAUGAGUUGAAGGAGUUUCGUCAUCUCCGUGGAAGGCUCUCCAUUUCACGUUUGCAAAAUAUAGCAAGUUGCACAGAUGCAAUGGAAGCAAAGCUGAAGGAGAAAAACCUCCUUGAAACUUUGGUGUUGAGAUGGGAUAGUGGAAUUACUAAUGAUUCACAAAGUGAAAGAGCUGUACUUGACAAACUGCAACCUCAUACAAACUUGAAACACCUCGAGAUAAACAGGUAUCGAGGCACAAGAUUUCCGGAAUGGUUGGGAGAUCAAUCAUUCUGUAAUAUGGUGUCUUUACGUUUGAAGGAUUGUGAGCAUUGUGUUCUCUUGCCAUCGCUUGGUCAAUUGCCCUCUUUGAAACAUCUUACCAUUUCAGGGAUGCAUAGUUUAAGAAAGGUGGAUCCUAAAUUCUACGGAGAUUGUUCUUUAAGUAAACCAUUUCAAUCUCUGGAGACACUGAUUUUUUCCAAAAUGUUGGAUUGGGAGGAAUGGUAUAUAUUAGAUGAUGGAGAGUUCUCUCACCUUCAAGAGCUUCGGGUCAUCAACUGUCCAAGGCUGAUUGGAGGCUUACCCAAACACAUUCCAUCUUGUGUGAGAGUUGAGAUUAGGGACUGCCCAGGGCUUACGGCUUCACUUCCAAUGAGUUGUGUUGCAGAUCGAUUAGUGUUGCGGGGUUGCGAUGGGGUAGAAUUGGGAUGGCAAGGUUUGUCUUCUCUUGUAGAAUUGGUUAUUUCAUCUACAAGUUUGAAUGAAUUGACACCUGAACUUUGUACCUUAACAAAUCUGAAGGAUUUGAGGAUAGAGGGAUGCCCAGAUCUAUUGUCAUUUCCAGACACAAGGUUGCCGCCCAUGCUUACGCGCCUUACAAUCAUCAGUUGUAAGGCCAUACGUUGUUUGCCAGAAAGAGUGAUGUGUCUCAGCAAUUGCCUUCAACGUUUGGAAGUUAAGGACUGUCCAAAACUAGUUUUCCCCCAAUUUGAGGAGUUGGAGAAGCGCUAUACAUCUCUGGAAUAUUUGUCAUUGGAAAACUGUGAUUCUCUCUCAUAUCUGCCACUAGGAUUGUUUCCAAAGCUUCGAACUCUAAACAUCAAAGACGUCAGAAAUUUUUCGACUCUUUCGACUCUAAACAGGCUUGGAUUCCAAAAUUUUGCAUCACUGGAAUGGCUUUCUUUGGCUGGGUGUUCUAAUAUGGAAUCUUUUUCGCAGCAAGUAUUAAUUGCUCCCAAUUUGAAAACCUUUCAGCUAUGGAACUGCGAGAAGCUGAAGUCGUUGCCCGAUCGAAUGCAUAGCCUCACAUCUCUUCAAUCAUUGAGUAUAUAUAACUGCCCAGGAAUUGAGUCGUUUUCGGAAGGGGGUCUGCCCUCCAGCUUGCAUGGUCUUGAAAUCUGGGAAUGUGCGAAACUUGUGGGUCGCAAUUAUUACAAAAAGUGA